AUGGGAGACAUCCCCUCUCCACAAACAGCUUCUGUUCAGACUGCUGAGCCCCAGGGAAACAAAAUAACACUGCCAGCAGCAUCCACCGCCUCUCCUCCCAAGUCCACUUCAGCAGCUGCACCAUCGCGCCGACGUCCUUCCUCUACCCGACAAUCUUCCUAUGGACACACUGGUACGCCGUUUCCCGAGCAAUUCGACAGACAAAAUGUCGUCUCACCUCCGGCUCACGAGGCUGGACCUUUCAACAUGGCACCUAUGGCCGGUGCCUUGCCUCAUGGAGGCUACCAACAUCCACUGCUGCCAGGGGGCCAUGCCCAGUACAGCCAGCAUUCGCCACCAGUCAUGCAGCACAUGCCACAGAACCCAUACGUUGGACACCAUCCUGGCUCAAUGAUGAUGCUAGGAUACUAUUAUCAGCAACCACAAAUGCACCAAUACUACCCGAACCUUCAACCAAACCAUCACGGCCCGCUUCCGAUGCAAGGACGAGGCCAUCCAGGCUACUACCCAGUUCCCUUUGUCAUGGAACACCCACAAUCCCCCGGAUACUAUCCACAACCACCUCAGUUUCCUGAGCCAGCUCCCCAACGGCCUGAUAUAAUGAACCGACGGUAUAGCCAAGGGCAAAUCCAUCACCAAGGGUGGAAUCAACCUCGAAGAUCGUCGCGCGGAACAAGCAAAUCUUUCAGAGACCAGCCAUCACCACCAAUCGACGCCAAACGGCAACAACAACAAAACGCGGCCCGUGGACCACCACGAAAACCCCAUCAAAGUGGUCACGCUAUAUGGAUAGGAAACCUACCACCACAGACCGAAUUGUUGACACUCGUGCAGCACGUCUGCGAGUUGGCUCCGGGACUCCAGUCCCUGUUCUUGAUCUCGAAGAGCAACUGUGCGUUUGCCAACUUCAAAGAGGAUACAGCUUGCAUCCAAGCACAGAAUGUUAUCCAUGAAUCCAAGUUUCAGUCUGUACGAUUGGUAUGCCGACUUCGGAAGAGCUCUACCGAGGCAGCCCUCGAGAGCCAUGUUGUCAUUGUUGAUGGCACGAGCAAUCCUACAUCACCUACUCUCGCAAGCGAUCCAAACGGAGAAAGCAGAUCGCCAACAGUUGAAAACCCAGAUCUUGUCGAGGCUGUUGUAGCACAACUGGACAAGAAAGCGGGCAAUGCCCACCGGGAUCGAUUCUUUGUUCUCAAGAGCCUGACUCGGGAGGACAUGGAACAGAGUGUCAAAACUAGUAUUUGGGCUACUCAAUCCCACAACGAGCAGCUCUUGAAUAACGCUUUCAAGUCUACCGAUAAUGUUUACCUGAUAUUCUCGGCCAACAAGUCUGGAGAGUAUUUUGGAUUUGCUCGAAUGACAUCGGAAAUCAACCAAGAUCCAAGUGCCGCAAUUCAGCUUGCGCCACAAAACCAGGCAACUAUCGAAAGCGACUUGCCACAGGCCGUCUCGAUCGAAGCGAAGGGCGCUAUUCCGAAAGGACAUGUUAUCGAUGACUCUACACGAGGAACCAUGUUUUGGGAGAUUGACGGGCCUGAGCACGAUGGCGAAGCUGCAGAUGAAAACGAAGCCACGAGUCACAAGGAAGAGGAAGACGUGGACGAGGACUUGCAGACGCAGGGUAAACCAUUCCAUCUGCAAUGGUUGUCUAUUGUCCCCUUGCCGUUCUAUCGCACUAGAGGGCUGCGGAAUCCUUGGAACUCGAACCGCGAAGUCAAGAUUGCGAGGGAUGGCACGGAGCUUGAGCCCUCGGUUGGACGUCGACUGAUCGGCUUGAUGAACAACAACUCCAACGUAGGGCGUUCUUCGGGCUGCAUUCCUGCAUAUUUGGGGCCUAAUGGGCACCAAUGA
Cordyceps fumosorosea ARSEF 2679 is the source of this 1851-nucleotide messenger RNA. Its product is annotated as YTH domain protein. Lineage: Eukaryota; Fungi; Ascomycota; Sordariomycetes; Hypocreales; Cordycipitaceae. Gene Ontology annotation, cellular component: nucleoplasm. Gene Ontology annotation, biological process: regulation of alternative mRNA splicing, via spliceosome; mRNA splicing, via spliceosome. The transcript is spliced from 4 exons. Bases 1 to 1851 code for a protein of 616 amino acids. The record is from RefSeq and is a predicted model, not a curated record. Gene Ontology annotation, molecular function: N6-methyladenosine-containing RNA reader activity; mRNA binding.